CACUUUUGGCUUGCUGAACAGCUAAAGCGGUGAAAAUAUAAUAAGAGGGCAUCAGGGGGGAGCGGUAAAAACUAAACAAUUAUAAGAAAACAAAGUUUGAUAAGAAAUGGCUGAAAGUAGCAGAUAUGUGCAACUAGGAGGAAGUGUGGAGGAUGGAGAAAUGGAGAAAAAGGGUAAAAGUGAGAAACGACGACCAAAAGAACCAUGGAAAGGAGAAUUCGUGAGGAGUAUUGUGUUCGCCGGCCUUGAUGCCAUUGUCACUUCUUUCUCCCUCAUUUCUUCCAUCUCCGCCGGCCGCCUUUCUUCUGGUGAUGUUCUGGUGUUGGGGUUUGCUAAUCUGGUGGCUGAUGGAAUAUCAAUGGGGUUUGGGGAUUUUGUGUCCACCAGCACGGAGAGAGACGUAGUUGCGAAGGAGAAAAUAGUGGCUGAAUGGGAUGUGAUGCAUACCCCAAUAGCUUUGCAGCAGGAAUUGCUUCAACAUUAUCAAGCACUUGGAAUGGAACUCAAUGAUGCCACUACAGUGGUGACCAUAUUUGCCAAGUACAUGGACAUAUUGGUGGCAGAGAAAAUGGCAGCCAAGAAAGGAUUAUCCUCACCCCUGGAAAAGGGAAAGAAGCCUGCUAAGCCGUGGAAGAACGGCCUGAUUACAUUCGCGGCUUUUGUUGUAUUCGGGUGUGCGCCCAUCCUCGCAUUCAUCAUUCUCAUCCCCUUCACCCAGAACGUAACACACAAGUUCAUGGCGGCCUGUGCGCUCUCGGCGCUUGCCCUUACACUGCUUGGCAUUGCCAAGGCCAAGAUUGCCAGCCAGAGUUACACUGUUUCAGUAGCUAUAACACUCUCCAAUGGUGCCAUUGCUGGUGCAUCUGCUUAUGCCAUUGGGUGGACGCUUAGGAAUGUCGCUGGCUUGGAAGAUUGA
This is a messenger RNA of Ipomoea nil (Japanese morning glory), 916 nucleotides long. Its product is annotated as vacuolar iron transporter homolog 2.1-like. Gene Ontology annotation, molecular function: manganese ion transmembrane transporter activity; iron ion transmembrane transporter activity. The record is from RefSeq and is a predicted model, not a curated record. The coding region runs from base 107 to 916 and encodes 269 amino acids. Gene Ontology annotation, biological process: intracellular manganese ion homeostasis. The transcript is spliced from 3 exons. Gene Ontology annotation, cellular component: membrane. NCBI's taxonomy places the organism in Eukaryota, Viridiplantae, Streptophyta, Magnoliopsida, Solanales, Convolvulaceae.